Messenger RNA from Argiope bruennichi, 2646 nucleotides. Its product is annotated as prolyl 4-hydroxylase subunit alpha-1-like. The transcript is spliced from 14 exons. Gene Ontology annotation, biological process: peptidyl-proline hydroxylation to 4-hydroxy-L-proline. NCBI's taxonomy places the organism in Eukaryota, Metazoa, Arthropoda, Arachnida, Araneae, Araneidae. The record is from RefSeq and is a predicted model, not a curated record. Bases 186 to 1835 code for a protein of 549 amino acids. Gene Ontology annotation, molecular function: L-ascorbic acid binding; iron ion binding; procollagen-proline 4-dioxygenase activity. Gene Ontology annotation, cellular component: endoplasmic reticulum.
UCUACUCUUCUCUUCACUGACUGAGGUCUUCUCCUACUUAACGAACUUUUUCUCUUCCGAAAAUUUUGGGAAUUCUUGCAAAACGUGUUCAUUUUCUUUCCGUUGGAUCACUAUUUUUAAGAAAUUCAACCUUCAAAUAGAGCAGAGCCUUAUAUAGAAAUUGUUUUCUUUCAGUAAUACAGAUUAUGAAGUAUCAUACCACACUAGUUAUCAACGUCACGUUUCUCUUCUCAUACAUAUGUCCUUUAGCGAAAACAGAAGUAUAUACGGCAAUAGCAGACUUGGGCCAACUGCUGGACACAGAUAGAGAAAUUAUUAAGGCCCUUGAAAAUUACCUAGCAAUAGAACAAGAAAGAAUAACAAAUGUUAGAUGGCUGAAGGAGCAAUUUGAAAAGGUGUACAAGACAGCAAAUCAGGAUGAAGAAUCUUUCCUGACCAAUCCAAUUAAUGCAUUUCUGUUAGUGAAACGCUUGUCAGAAGACUGGCAGACCACAAACCGUAUAAUAGAAGCAGCUACUAGCAAAGUUAUGGUACAAAACGUCUCCUACUCCGGUUUGCUGUUCCCUGACCGAGAAGACUUAAGUGGGGCUGCAACUGCUCUUCUAAGGUUGCAAGACACUUACCUGUUGGAGACUUCUCAAUUAGCUAGAGGCGAAAUCGAAGGAGCAAAAUCAAGAUCUUUAGAAUUCACAGCUGGAGAUUGCUUUCAACUUGGAUAUCAGGCCGUUGCUUUAGAAGAUUACAAGCGAGCAAUUCAAUGGCUCGAAGAAGCGCUCGACAGACUUGAAAGAGAAGAGCUAAAAUCUGCAAAUAAACCAUCAAUAUUGGAAUUCUUGGCACACUGUGCAUUUAAGCUAAACAAUGUUAAACAUGCCAUUAAAAUCACCCGUCAACUACUCGCAAUAGCUCCAACACAUCCAAGAGCCCAUGACAACCUCCUCCAUUACGAAAGCGUUUUGAACACAAAAGGAGAUACCGCCUUUUCGGAAGAGGAUUACGACGAUUAUUCAGCUUAUUAUAGCGAAUACGAAGAAUCAGAUGAACACGAUUCUCACUCACUCCGGGCUCUGAAAAGAGCUCUUAUACCUGCAUUUGACAAUUACGAAAAGCUCUGCAGAGGGGAGCACAUUCGAUCCUAUCUUGAGGAGAGUCGACUGAAAUGCCGAUAUACGACUAACAACAAUAAUUAUCUUCUUUUGCAACCGGUCAAGCAAGAAAUAUUGAGCUUAGAUCCUUUCAUCUGCAUGUUCCAUGACGUCAUUUCAGAUAAAGACAUAGAGCUCUUCAAGCAGAUAGCUCUACCUCUGCUUGAGAGGGCAACCGUUACCAAUCCGAAAUCAGGUGUUUUGGAAACAGCUACCUACAGAGUAAGUAAAAGUGCUUGGUUAAAAGACGUAGUUCAUCCGAGAAUAGCACACGCUAGUCAAGUGGUUAAAGAUAUAACAGGACUCGAAACAAGCACAGCGGAAGAAUUGCACAUUAUAAAUUAUGGAAUUGGCGGCCACUAUGAACCACAUUAUGAUUUCAAGAAGAAAGGAGAGGCAGACGGAUUUGCACAUUUGGGUACUGGAAACAGAAUAGCCACAUGGAUAUAUUACCUCAGUGAUGUAGAUGCCGGCGGUGCGACAGUAUUUCCAAAAGUAGGAGUUUCAGUAAAGCCCAGAAAGGGUUCUGCAGCAUUCUGGUACAACUUGAGGCAGAAUGGAGAGGGCGACCUCAACACUAUUCAUGCGGCUUGUCCAGUGUUAUCUGGUAGCAAAUGGGUUGGCAACAAGUGGCUUCAUGAGAAAGAAAACGAAUUCAGAAGAAAAUGCAGCUUAAAUUCUUCGGAUUAGUUGCAACAUGAAUUUUGUACAAAUAUAUUUGUUUAUUGAUCUUUUAUUAAGUUGAUUUCAAUCUACCAUUUUUUUAAAAACUUUCGUAUUUUCUUGAAGACUUUUUUUAAUGACAGCUAUUUUGUUAGUUUUUAUAGUGUAAGAUAUCAAAAGUAACAUUUAAAAUAUAUAUAUUUAUCUGUUCUGGAAAAUGUUCAUUUAGAAAAUGUAGAAGUAUAAACCAGUUUUCGGCUUCUUGUUAAUGAUACAUCCUCGUAUGUUGCAUUUUCUGUGAUGUGUAUGUAUUACUAUUUUAUAAAAAAAAAAAUAUCUAUAUAUGUUAAAAAAAAAAAAAAAGGUUCAAGUAUAGACUUGGGUGCCCCUUCGAUUGGCAACAAAUUUUAGCGAUAAAACACUACUUCUGGUUUCCAUAAUGUUUUGUUUUCAUUGACGUUGCUGUUUGGUCACCGACCAAAAUCUUGGCGUCAAAAAAAAUCACCAAAAAAUCAAGUAGCACCCAAUUGUAAAUUUUUACCCAAAAAAAAAACUCCACUGUAGACAUUUAAAAAUUAUUUAGAAAUCACUGAUCCAGUGGGAGAAAAGUAAUUGUUUUAGUUGUCUAAUAAUUAUUUUCUAUCAGCAUGUUUCUAAUUAAAAUACUUGCAAAAUGUGGCAUUCAUAGAUUAUUGAAAUAUAAUUAUUUUUAUAAGCAAAUGUAAAAUACGCCUUUCCAUACUUGAAUAUGUACAUAUUUAAUUAUAUUUCUAUAUAAAAAUGCUAUAUUUAUGUAUACUUUUAUUUAUUUCAUAAUAAAUUAUUUUACUUAAAAUGA